Messenger RNA from Halichondria panicea, 3466 nucleotides. RefSeq lists its product as uncharacterized. NCBI's taxonomy places the organism in Eukaryota, Metazoa, Porifera, Demospongiae, Suberitida, Halichondriidae. The transcript is spliced from 5 exons. The record is from RefSeq and is a predicted model, not a curated record. The coding region runs from base 353 to 3451 and encodes 1032 amino acids.
CCACUCCAAGUGACACUCUGGUUUCUGGUCCUGAAGUUUUUCUAAUUGCAUGCGGGCGGGCGGCUUUUCUCAUUAUGUCAUUAUCAAUUUCACCUCAUUAUUUUGCAAAUGAAUAUCAUUAUCACACUAUUUUGUACCACAUGGACCAUUCUGCGCAUGCGUAGUAGAAAUAAUGAGAUAGAAAUCCAAUAAUGAGAUAGAAAUCCAAGAAUAAAAUCUGAUGCGGGCGGUGGACCAGAAACCAGAGUAUCACUUGGAGUGGCCUUACAAGCUAGCUUGUACUCUUACAAGAUCUGCAGUAGUCUGGAAACUGUUAAUGUUAUACAAGUAGUCGGAAAAAUAUUCUGAAGAGAUGCAGUGGAUUUUGAAGUCCUCAACAGCAAGAUCCUUUGAAAGAAAAUGGUAUCCAAAAAUCAGACCACCCUACAAACACCCGGAAGAUCUGGAAGAUGAUAUUCCCCUGGUUUUCCAUAAGCCUAGUUGGCAGCUCAGAGCCUGCCUUGCCUCUGUGUUGAUCACCCCUGUCCUCUACCAACUCUACCUCAUUAUGGUCACCAUCAGAUACAUACUCUUCUUACAAACUUUUUCCUCUCCCCCACGUCCUGCUUGCCCUGUGGUUGACUUGAGUUGGACCGGAGUGUUUCCUUGUGAGCUGGGAUGGAGGGGGAGUGCACUGGCCGUUCUCAUUCUGUCAGCUGUGCUUAUCACCUGCUACUCACUCAUCACUGCCUGCUUGGUGAGAUGGAACCCUCGGAAACAAUGGAACAUUCAGUAUUGUACCACAUCAGUUUUUGAUACUCAAGAAAAGCCGACCAAGUUCCAAGUGAGAGUUCAGAGCACUAAUCGGCCCCCCACUCUCAGUCUGUAUAUACUGUUACUGAUAUUCCGCUUACUGUUACAGUCAGGAGAUGUUGAAGCAAACCCUGGACCAACGCUUAGCUCAACUCUGACUAUCGAUGAUUUGUCGUCUGUUUACGGGAAAUUGAUACCAGCUACCAAAAACUGGUUCAACCUGGGACUUACGCUGGGAGUGAGCUAUGACACCCUCAAUAAUAUCAGUGAUAAACAUCGAGACGAUCAAACCUGUCUACUUGAAAUACUAGCUGCUCGCUUGAAGACUGGCCCUCUCACCUAUUCUGAAAUAUGUCAGAGUCUCAGAGCACCUAUAGUUGAACGGAAUGAAGUUGCUGAGGCUAUAGAGGAGGCAUGUACAGGAUUUAAACAACAUUUUGAAGAGGCAAUGAAGGAUGGAUUUGUCACUUUGAAAACUGUUAAUGUUAUUCUAAUGGGACCUGCUGGUAGUGGAAAGACGAGUGUUAAAGAUCUUGUAUUGAAUAACGAAGUAAAGGAAAAACGAAAUAGCACAGGUCCUUUAGAUAGAACCAUCCAGGUCCGAUCAGUAGCAAGUCAUAAUUUUAUGCGCAAAGGCAAAGAAUGGAACGAAAUGACAACCCAAGAUCUGAAGAGUUUACUUUCUCGAGCUAUUUCUCAGUAUAGUUUAAAGGGUGUUGAUAAAAAGAGCAGUACAAGCGCUGCUGAAAAUAUUCAUGAUCACUCAAAAGUAGCAGUAAAGGGUGUUAAUAAAAAGAGUAGUACAAGCGCUGCUGAGAAUAUUCAUGAUCACUCAAAAGCAGCGGUAAACGCUGUAGUUGAUGAUCUUGAGGAAAUAAGUUCAAUAGCAGUCUCAACAAGCGUACGACAUAAAAGCGGCAAAGAAUUAUUUGGUACCAUGACGAUACGUGUUACUGAUAGUGGAGGGCAACCACAGUUUCACGAUAUUGCACCUCUUUUCACACGAGGAACUUCAGCUGGUGUAUACGUAAUGAAGCUCACAGACAAGUUUAACGAUUAUCCCUCUGAUGAGUUCUAUAUAAGAGGACAACAAGUCGGUACUCCUUCCCUCUCACACUUGUCGCACAGGGAAACUAUUCUAAGUCUCAUUCAAUCUCUACUGUCGAUGAACACACAUAAAAAGAAGCCACGAUGUAUAUUUGUGGGCACAUUCAAAGACGCAUUCAAGGAUGAUCCUCCUUCAGUUCUAUCUGCAACCCUCGAGGGAAAAAAUAAAGAACUCCGUGACUUGAUUCCUGAGUGCUUUAGAGCAUACAGCAACACACAAAUGACCCAACAAAUAUUUGCUUUGAAUGCAACAUCUCGAGAUGAAGACACGCAAACUAUUGCACAAGUUAUUCGAAAUGCCGUGGAAGGGUCUCCGUUUUUUGAAGAUAAAGUUCCACUCCGGUGGUUUGCUCUGGAGCUCUCCUUGCAAGAGUUAUGCACUAAAGUUGGGAGACGUAUUCUGACUAUAAGUGAGUGUGUGUCUGUGGCUAAAAAACUACAGCCAGAUACUGAUGACAUAUAUUCUGCUCUUGAAUAUUUCAACAAAAUCUGUAUUGCCCAUUACUAUCCGCAGAAACUGCCUGGAGUUGUCUUUGUAGAUCCCCAGGUACCCCUAGAGAUAAUCAAUGACCUUGUUCAAUAUGCGAUGUCUUUGAGAGGAGGUGGUGAAGAUACUUUACCAACUGCAACUCUAAUGGAUCCUAAGUGGAAGUUGUUCAGAGAUGAUGGCGUCCUAACGCUUGAUAUGCUGGAGUCUGCGCAUUUUAAGGAGCACUUCCUUGUUGGCAUCUUUGUUCCCAAGGAUAUGAUAGAGCUCAUGAAAGAACUUUUAUUGAUAACUCCUUUCACAAAUUCUCUGUUAAGCGAAUCUGCUAACACGUCUCAAUUUUUUAUGCCUGCCCUCCUUAAAUCUAUACCACAAGCUGAGCUGAAAAACUGUUGCAUCCAUGAGCCCUCUGUCGAUCCACUUCUUGUUCGCUUCACCAAUGGCUGUAUUCGAGCUGGGGUAUUCUGCUGCCUGGUGGUGUUCUUAAUGAAAAGACGUGGGUGGGAAAGGUACAGUAAGUUGAGAGAACAAGUGCCUCAAGCAAGAAACUGUAUCAAGCUUAAGUAUCAAAAGAAUCAAUGUUUUGUUACUCUUGUCGAUUCAAACACACACAUAGAAGUUUAUGUGAAAGCUCAAAAAAUUAUUUGUGAAAAUCUCUGUCCAAAAAUCAAAGAAGACAUUUUGGAAGGAAUUAGAGCUUCUCAAGAAGCCCUUCAUUAUUCGAUUGAUGCCCCAGAAAUCUGCUUAUUCUGUCCUUGUAUUCAUGGUGCCAUAACAAGUCAUCAUGCUGAGGUUGAUGUUGACUAUUAUACCUGGAAUUGUUCCGAAAAGCCUGAUGAAUACGAUGGAAAGUUAGAAAAUAAACAUUUGAUUUGGUUCGAAAAGAAAGAUCCUGGCGGAGGUGAACAUCCCAGAAGUCAACAUUUAACUGUAGACAUUAUAGUGAGGGAAGUGGGUAUCAGGAAAGAAGUGCUUGAUCAGCAUUGCUCGUCUGAAGUGUUGGAGGAAAUUGGUCGAGUUCUUCCAAACUGGCUGAAGUAUGCUAAGGUUGGCUUAUAUCUGUAAGAAACGGCUUUGCUA